AUGCCACCAACUCCGGGUCAUGUGCAGGUCAACCACAUAGAUGGAAGCCGAUCAAACAACGCGGUGCACAAUUUGCAGUAUGUAACACCGGCGGAGAACGUAUCCCAUUCGUACGCUCUUGGUCGGAGGUCCUUCUCGAAGCCCGUGCUCUGGCGACGUGUUGGCGACACUCUGUGGAAUAGGUGCGAUUCAAUGCGACGGGUGGAGCGAGAGCUUGGUGUACCUCAGUCUGCUAUCUCGAAAUGCCUUACGAGAGGUACUGGGCGUUCGGUCGGAUUUGAGUUCAAGUUCGCAAUUAAAAGUCCUAAUGAAGAUGUGGAUAGCAUGGUUCCAGGCUGCAGCGCCGAGCAGUGGAAGCAGGCUAUUCAUCCCAAGACCGGCGAGACUAUCAAAGCCACGAUGGUAAGCACACUGGGAAGGAUAUUUAAGUCAGGCCGGACUUCCUUUGGGACGCUGCAUCGAAGCGGAUAUUAUGUGACUAACGGGAAGGCUGGUUGGUUUUCGGUUCACCGCCUGAUUGCAGCAACAUUCUUGGGACCUCCAUCAUCUAUGUGUUUGCAAGUCAACCACAUAGAUGGUAAUCGCAGCAAUAACAGCUGCAGCAACUUGGAGUACGUGACGCCUUCGGAAAACGUGCUACAUGCUCUUUCUCGAAGACGAGACGAAGGCAAGCCUGGACGCAGCGACGAGGACAAGCCCGUCUUCGGGUGCCGUAGCGGUGAGUCUUCUUGGGUUCUGUUUUCCUCGAUCUCGGAUGCAGCCCAGGCGGCAAACGUUUCCACAGCUUCUGUGGUGUAUCACGCCCUCAGUGACAAGAAGGCUAUUGCGGAGGGCUGGAGCUUUCGGAUGGCUUCCACUACAGAGCUUCCUGGGGAGGUAUGGCGAGAUGUCGUCCUCGGUUGA
Molecule: messenger RNA, 903 nt
Organism: Symbiodinium sp. CCMP2456
Lineage: Eukaryota; Dinophyceae; Suessiales; Symbiodiniaceae
Source: the annotation of a GenBank genome assembly